UCGAGCGCAGCCCGAGUAACAAUAGUAUGCAAGUGAUGUCCUCGAAUGGCGGAGUCGCAUGGGACACUAUCACAGUCGUGCGAGCCAGGGAGCACCAUGAAUACUGGAAAAGGGCCGGUCAAGAUCCUGUACUGAGGGGUAAACUUCGAUGGGACUUCUCUCCACCUCGUCUCUUCGACAUUGCUUUCUUUGCAAGCGCCGCAUCCACCACUUUUAAACACUACAAUCUCUAUGUUCGGCAAUGUUAUUGGUAUGCCAGGAUCACCCUAGCGGCAAUGGCGAAAGCAUUCCCAUCUUGCUCCCGGGAAGGGACUACGUCCUACAAGCCAUCACAUGUCCAACUUCUCGUAGAUCCUCACACUAACUACUGUCGUGAUUUACACCCACCUGCUGGCCACCUACCUCCUAUGAUCCCUACCAUGGAGGCUGGAUGGCAUGCUUCUCUCUCCGUCACACCAAACAUUCUCCAUGGCCUCGCCGAGUUUAUAGCCAACUUUCAGAGGCCUCUGCCCCAUUCAGCGUUGCCCCAACUAGCGGUUGUCAUUGUAAACCGACGCAAUGACCAGUUGGCCUGAUGAAUACUCGGAUCCAGCAGGUAUAUGGAGUCGCAUUAGGUGGAUGACGACCGUGCCGAUGCGAUGGAAUUGGACUUUCAAGAGACUUAACUAGAUGAUACUAGCGAAUGAGCUUUGAUCGUGUGCUGUAAAUAUGUGAUUCGAAUUUCGUGUACGCAAUUUGCUAAUACCAUCACUACGUCAUGCUGGCAUGGCACCCAGCAGUGAUAGUUUUUCGUUGCUAUGGCCCUGACUAUUCUAUUUUUCUGUACAUGAUUGUGUAGGUACCCAAAUAGCUUGAAUGGCACACGACUAGUCCGUCCUAGCGUCAUGAUCGCGACGACAUUGUGCACCACAUCUUCGUGUAUCGGAUCCCGGUCAUCAGAAGCGUGCGGACUCGACCGUCUCCGCCUAAGUUGUAACUUGCUCAAACUGUGUAGAUAAUCCAUCACAGCAGAAUUCAAUGGCUUUCCUCCC
Pisolithus orientalis is the source of this 1031-nucleotide messenger RNA. RefSeq lists its product as uncharacterized. The record is from RefSeq and is a predicted model, not a curated record. The coding region runs from base 36 to 575 and encodes 179 amino acids. The transcript is spliced from 3 exons. NCBI's taxonomy places the organism in Eukaryota, Fungi, Basidiomycota, Agaricomycetes, Boletales, Pisolithaceae.